AUGGAGGACUCGAUAAAAAGGCCGGAGAAGAUAAAGCUGACAGAGAUAAACCCGUAUCUGACGUGUUAUCUCUGCAAGGGAUAUUUAAUAGACGCGACGACGAUAUCUGAGUGUUUACAUUCGUUUUGCAGAAGUUGCAUUAUCAAGUUCCUUCAUGAAAACAGCUACUGUCCCAUUUGCGAGGUGAUCAUCAACAAAGCCAAACCCAAUUUAAAGUUGGAUAAAACUCUUCAAGACAUCGUUUACAAGCUUGUGCCAGAAUUAUUUUUAAGAGAAAUGACCAGGCGGAAACAGUAUUACCAACAGUAUCCUCAAAUUGUUCCUAGACUGGCACCCGAAGAGCGAGGAGAAGAUACAGAACGAACCAUCUUCAAUCCGCAUGACUGCAUUAGCUUAUCAAUGGAAUAUGUGAGCGCUGACUCGUCUCCAGACGCCAUAAAAAUUCUCGGUUCCAAGAACGGAUUUGACAAAAACGAUCAAUUGUCACCGGAGGAAAAUCAGGCUCUAAUGAAAAGGUAUUUGCAAUGUCCCGGAAUGUGCAGAGUGGAUGUCCUUAAGAAAUUCGUUAGGAAUAAAUACAACGUCGAUACCAGUCUGUUUCACAUUGAUAUUUUGUACAAAAGAGUCCCUCUACCAGAUCAUUAUACAUUGAUCGACAUUGCCUACAUCUAUUCAUGGAAAAGGAAUGAACCGAUGAAAUUCUUCUUCAGAAUCACGGAUAUCAACAAAGUAUCGGAACGUUUCGACUACUUCGAUUCACAAAAUCCUUGCGAACUCAUAGUCCAACUUCCUCUGAGGCACACGAGAAACAACGGAACGGCCGCGAGCAGAAGAAAGGAACACGCGGCGAAUAGGAAGAAGAUCAAACAAGAAUUACAAAAUCAAGCAAACGGUUGUGAUACGCAAAAAGUUGACAUUAACGAAAAGAAGAGUACAGUUCUGAAUGGUAGUGAUAAAACGUUUACGAAACCCGAGUGUGAUAGUAUUGGUAAACAAAAAAUCGGUAAUAAAGAAAACGUUAAAGUUAAAGUCGAAGAAACCGCGAAUAAUAAUAGUGAUACAUCGGAGAAGAGUCCGAAACGGUUUAUUUUGAAAAUUAAAAAGGAUCCCGAAAAAGACAAUUCGUUAAAGAUUGACGACAAUUCCAGCGCGUUUAGACUCAGUGUUACCAGUUCGGAAGAAUCUAAAGAUACUAAAAACAGUGUAACUUCUAGUAGUGUAGUAAAAAAUAAUAUUCGAAAUCAACAAAGUGAUGUUAAAAAUUCCGUGUAUACGAGUAUUACGCUUAAUCGAACUAACAACGUAGAAAUCAUAACGAAAAUUCAAAAAGUUUCCAACAAAGACGGUCCACCCGAAUUGAACAUUUUAGAACAAACGUUUAAAGGCAAAGAAGCGACGAGAAAACACAAGAAAAAAUCCGAAAAAUCGCUCCUAAAAUACAAACCGAAAUAUUCUAAAUUAUUAAACAAAAACAAAUUAUCUAAAAAAGAAAUUCCUAGUACCAGCGUGAGAAGCAAUACCAAAAAUAUAACAAAUCCGAGUGUUAUUUGCGGUGAUAGUGAUAAAGACAAAUUUCUCGCAAAUUUUCAGUUAGUAUCGAAAAGCUUUGUCACGAAAAAACAAAUUAAAGAAUAUAAAAAAUCCCCUAAUGUAGAUGUAAAUAAACGCAAACCUGCAAGUCCUGCAAAGUCGAGUUCAUCACCGAAAAAAGCCAAACUUGAUAAGAAAUCCGUUACUAGAAUAAUCCUCCAAUCCAAACCAAAGCCUAAUUCUUCUCCCAAAUCUUGUGAUAAAUUACAAACCCCAGGUCUCCAAUCUUUAAUCGAGAAUUGCAAAAUCCCCUCAUCUCUAUCGAUUACGAUUAAAGAUAGCAGCGAAAGUAAUAAAACAAACACUCUGAUACCACCCGUUAAAAAUUACAUAGAAAUAUUAAAAUUACCCGACGAAAAUAAAGAAACCGUUAACGAUAAUAAUAAUAGUAACAAACUUAACUUUGCUCUACACAUGAACGACGACAGCGAACAAAAAGUAGACGAGGACUUAGCGGAAAUCGCCAAAAGCCUAACAGAAAAAAUCCCCAUGUCUACGACCGUAUCCCAAAUAGUAGGCCCCAAACCAGAAUUCCCGAUACCUGUAAAAACAAACGUACCAUCUAAGUUCACCAUCCAACCAUCACCAGUACCUGAAAUAACCAACAAGCUUCUUAACGUGCCAAAAGAAAACAAACUCAAUCCCAGAUCUCCGCAAUCGUUCCAAAAAAUAUUUGAGGAGUCUAUCAAAAAACCGGACGACGAUUCGAUCGAAAACGAUGGCUGCUCCUCGGAAUCGAGUAACGAAGUUACGAGUACGUCGAAUAACAAACGAAAUAUUUUAGAAAUAGCGACUCAGUUGUAUAAGAAAACGAAAUUGGAACACGAAAAGAGUCAACCUCAGAAUCAGAUCGAUUCUACGACGCCCAAAACCGUACCGAAAGUUCCUAUUCCGAGAUUACCCAAUCGGAACUCGAAAACGACGCCGAAAUAUUCCAUAUUCGAAAGGAGCGAUGGAUUGCAAACUUUGACUAAUCUUCAUUCGAAUGCUCUUGGUUUGAAUUAUACCAUAUCGGUAGGACCGAAUAAAACCAAUGGUAUAAUAACGAAGAAAGAUGAUGUACCAGUAAAAUCGCCGUUGUCUAUUGAGGCUAAAACGAGUUUGUUCCCUUCUCCUAAAGAUCUACCUGGGACAUCACCAAGACCAACUUUACCUCGAAACAUAUCACCGGGAAUAGCUUAUACUAACUCCCCACGAAAUUCUCCUAAACAUUCGCCAAAAUCCUCCCCGCUAAUUAAACACAUGUAUGCUCCUACCCCAAAUCUAAUGAUGGACCAGUUACGAGUAAAUACUUUCUCCCCCAAAAUUAAUAAAAGUUCUCCUAACUUACCCAGUUCCUCUACAAGCACUAAGAGUCCUAAUAGUAUUUCACCUAAACCGUCUACUAUAUCUCCUCAGGUUCCUUCAAAAAUUAGCCCAAAACCCAGCUCUAGUAGUCCGAACUCGCAGCUGAGCCCGAAUCAGAUUUUGGAGAGAUACAACAUUCAAAAUUUGGCUCAAUUAACGGCGAAUUUCAAUGCUAGUAAUUUCGGUUUGACCGCCCCCGGGAAUCAGUUGGCGGCGUUCCAGCACGCCAUGCUGCUCAAACACUUCGAAAUGCAGAACAGACAGAACUGGUUGAACAUGAACCAAGGUCCGUUGUUGCAGUACGAGAAAUAUCUGCAGAAUUUGCAGAAUUUGAAAUCGGCUCAGAAUCAAUUGUUGAGCAACAUAAAGGAAAAUUAA
This is a messenger RNA of Psylliodes chrysocephalus, 3315 nucleotides long. Lineage: Eukaryota; Metazoa; Arthropoda; Insecta; Coleoptera; Chrysomelidae. The record is from the annotation of a GenBank genome assembly.